Messenger RNA from Fundulus heteroclitus (mummichog), 2196 nucleotides. RefSeq names its product dolichyldiphosphatase 1 (gene dolpp1). The record is from RefSeq and is a predicted model, not a curated record. Gene Ontology annotation, cellular component: intracellular membrane-bounded organelle; endoplasmic reticulum membrane. Gene Ontology annotation, molecular function: dolichyldiphosphatase activity. Gene Ontology annotation, biological process: protein N-linked glycosylation; lipid biosynthetic process. The coding region runs from base 113 to 829 and encodes 238 amino acids. The transcript is spliced from 8 exons. Lineage: Eukaryota; Metazoa; Chordata; Actinopteri; Cyprinodontiformes; Fundulidae.
AUGGACAGCUCCUCUGCUGCCGGGGUCCGUUUGAACAUAUAAGUCGGUCGCUGAUUGGCUGGAUUCGUUCUUGGGGCGUGGCACCAAACUGCCCCGGUUGUGUCCGGGUAAGAUGGCGUUGGAAGAGCAGUGCUCGGCACCACCUCGAUGGCAGGCCAUAUCAGUGACACACGUAGAGUUUCCCGAGGGGGAUCUCACGGGAAAACUGCUGGCCUACAUCAGUCUCCUACCCGUAGCUAUUCUUGUGGGUUUUGUCACUCUCAUAGUGUUUAAACGGGAACUGCACACGAUUUCCUUCUUCGCAGGAGUCCUCCUAAAUGAAGGCGUGAACUGGGUUCUCAAGCACAUUCUCAGAGAGCCGCGCCCUUGUGCAGGAAUCCACACAACCGUGUAUGCCGAGUACGGCAUGCCCUCCAAUCAUUCCCAGCUUAUCUGGUUCUUCGUUGUUUACUUCUUUCUUUUUCUUUAUUUAAGGAUGCAUCAGACAAACAAUGCUCGAUGUGUGGACCUGCUGUGGAGGCACGUCCUGUCCGUCAUGCUCCUGGGCAUGGCCUCGUCCGUCUCAUACAGCAGGGUCUACCUGUUGUAUCACACCUGGAGUCAGGUUUUCUGUGGGGCAGUGGCUGGCAGUGCGAUGGCCGUUAUCUGGUUCUUUUUCACUCAAGAGGUGCUAACACCUCUAUUCCCCAAAAUAGCAGCGUGGCCAGUAUCAGAGUACUUCCUGGUGCGAGACACAAGCUUGAUUCCCAACAUCUUAUGGUUUGAGUAUACAGUGACCAGAUCAGAGGCCAGGAACAGACAACGAAAGCUUGGAACAAAACUUCAGUGAUCUGCAGAGAGUUUAGGCCCACGCUUAGAACACACACACAGACAGACAGACAUUCUCAUCCAUUAACGCAAACAGAAGCUCAAUCGACGAAACAAUAAUAAUUAUGGAAAAUUAAAAAAAAAAAAAAAAACACACACUGGAGAAUCAUCUUUCGGACUGAUUGGGCUGUAAGGAAUGUCGGUAACAAAACGGCGGAGAAAGAUCCCGGACCCGGCCCGGAGCCUACAGCCUGAGCACGUCCGUCCACACGCCUUCCCCUCUUGUACAGCUUGCCCCAAAUGCUAUUCAGUGCAUGCAAGACUGUGCAAGAGGCGUACUAUUUAAUGAUAGAUUAAUAUAUAUUUUAACUAUAAACGCACGCUGACAGUAACGGUUUACUGUAAGAGAUUCAAAGAGCCGAAAUGGAUGCUUUGAUCAAGUUUCAGACAUAUUGAUGGGUGUCAUUACAGCAUGUAUUUAGUGUUUCUUUUUUUUUUUUUUUUUAGUUUUUUUGUAUUUUCACUUUGGAUAACGGGUGAGUGAGUGGGGAAGGGUGGUUGGUUACUGGUCUGUUGGUAAUUUGUGGAAUUAAACUUUUUUUCAUUGUUAUAUUAUGAUAGAAAAUGAACGAUUUUUAAAAUUGGUCAUAACAUAAGAAUUUGCACUUUGUGAAAUUUGCAAGUUAAAACAGGACUAACACUAGUUAAAUGUUAAGAUCCUCCCCUUGUUUUUCCUCAAGUCUUUGCUUUGUGUCUAUGACUCAGUCCUAAUAUCUUAGGCUCCAAAGCUGAUCUGCAGGCACUGUAAAUCUUAACGUACCUUCUGUAAUCUUGAUUAUCACGGUUGUAGUUUCUGUUUGUACUUUUUGUCUGUGGGUUUGGAGACUGAAUCACUGCAGAGAGUUUUGAGUUCUUCUGGGUGUUAAAGCCACUUUAGACUGAGAAGGUGUUUUUGUUAUUUCCUCAUACACGGUAGCAACCUGGGAACAGAGUUCAAGGGAUCGGUUUCCUUCUUUUUUUUUAUUCCAUUAUAUUGUUUUCUGCCGUUGCAGAACAGUUUUCUUUAUAUCUGCAUUUCUAAAGUAACAUUCCUUAUCAUUGAGUGUUUAAACAUAACUGAUGAGGGGGACAUGUUUUGUAUUUUUUAUUUUAUUUUUUUCCUGAAGAAAGGUUUAAAAACACGCCUCAGGUCGGUUGUAGCAUGUGAUUAUGCUUUUUUUCCUCGCAGCCUACGGCAGCUAAUGUUGAAAGCUGUCAAAUGGGGAUCUGAAGCUGAUUAAAGCGAUCAUAUCAUUAGCUUCACAAAGGGAAGUAGUUCUCUCAGAAAAAAAACAGUUUUUCCAUGUGUAACCUCUAUCAGGCUGAAUAAAAAUGUGUUUAUGUACAAAA